AUGGGAGAAGAAGUGCGACGGCCGUCCAGUCCCCUAGGAAGACUCACCAUGUCCCUUGGCUUUCCUCCCUGGCCCAAGAUCACUCCGUCUUCAAGAACGCAGAGCGGGAUGCGUCACUAUGCACGGAGCCGCGGCAGUCAUGCCAAAAGUAGGUUUGAUCACUCUGAUGUGGUCUCUGCGGACGGGAGGGACAUCUGGAAGGCAGGGGUCUGGGGCGCUUGGGCCUCCCCGAUCACCCUGGCUGCCAGGUCACCCUUGCAGUCCAGGCGCGAGUGA
Molecule: messenger RNA, 276 nt
Organism: Auxenochlorella protothecoides
Lineage: Eukaryota; Viridiplantae; Chlorophyta; Trebouxiophyceae; Chlorellales; Chlorellaceae
Exons: 1
Coding region: 1-276 (91 amino acids)
Source: RefSeq, a predicted model, not a curated record